Molecule: messenger RNA, 2590 nt
Organism: Hemibagrus wyckioides
Lineage: Eukaryota; Metazoa; Chordata; Actinopteri; Siluriformes; Bagridae
Gene: ca7
Product: carbonic anhydrase VII
Exons: 7
Coding region: 191-982 (263 amino acids)
Biological process (GO): regulation of intracellular pH
Cellular component (GO): cytoplasm
Molecular function (GO): zinc ion binding; carbonate dehydratase activity
Source: RefSeq, a predicted model, not a curated record
AACAUUAAACCUGACCAAUCUGGCAACCCUAACUCUAACGCUAUCUUCUGCCUCUACCCAUAAGAAUGAAACCGCUCUACCUGGCUGCAUUUACACACAACCACUAAAGAAGCAACAAGUCAUUUGUCUUCUAUCUGCUGUCUUCUAUUUUUUUCCCCAGCUUUUUUUCACCGCUGAAGGGAAAUUCACAAUGACUGGCCAUAAAUGGGGUUAUGGUGAAGAGGAUGGUCCAUCUGCAUGGCACAAAUCGUACCCCAUUGCCCAAGGUGCACGCCAAUCCCCAAUUAACAUUGUACCUGAAGAGGCAGUUUAUGACAGCCGCCUGCCGGCCAUCUCACUCAGCUAUGAGAACUGCACUUCUCUUACCAUAUCCAACAACGGCCACUCAGUGGUGGUGGAGUUUGAGGAUAUGGAUGAUCGAUCAGUGAUCCAAGGAGGCCCACUUGAAAAUGUAUACCGACUCAAACAGUUCCACUUCCACUGGGGAGGAAAAGACUGUGAUGGCUCUGAACACACUGUCAGUGGGAAGACCUACGUGUCUGAGCUACAUCUGGUGCAUUGGAAUGCUGUGCGCUAUCGCACGUUUGGUGAAGCCGCUGCAGCUCCUGAUGGCUUGGCUGUGCUGGGCAUCUUUUUGGAGAAAGGAGAUGAACACGGAGAUCUAAACAUCUUAACUGAUGCCUUGUAUAUGGUCAAAUUCAAGGGAAGCAUCGCAAAUUUCAAAGGUUUCAACCCAAAGUGCCUCCUGCCUUCUAGUCUAAGGUUUUGGACCUACCCUGGCUCUCUGACCACUCCUCCACUGUAUGAAAGUGUCACAUGGAUUGUUCUCGCUGAACCUAUUAGAGUCUCGGAUAAGCAGAUGGGGAAGUUCAGGAUGUUGCUCUUCAGUGCUGAAGAGGAGGAUCAGAGGAAACGCAUGGAGAACAACUUCCGCCCUCCACAGCCCCUGAAGGGCAGGACGGUCCGUGCCUCCUUUAAGUAGCCCAUCAGUCACGAUAUUGACAUUGACAUGUUUUAGCAUCAUCUUUCUGCAACUUGGAAGUCUAGACACUGUUUUUCUUUAACUGAAGUCAGGCACAUUGUGAGACUCAGAAAAAAGAUCAACCCAGCCCUAAUAAGCACUGUGAAAGCACUUGCUGUGUAGGUGUACCUACCAUGCUGUAGCCUGCCAGGAAACAUGGAAAAAUCAUGUUAGAUUUAAUAUGAGCAGAAGAUGCAAAAAAGGAUUCUUUCCUAAAACACAUUGAGGUCCUAAGUCAUUUUACAGAUCUUCUAUAAUCCAUCAGGAUCAGACUUGUGCUGGUGAUCCACUCUCAGGUGCGUGCAGUGACUCAGAGACCGCAUGACCCGAGACAAGCCUUCUGAUUUUCCACAUCAUUUGGAUAGUAACCAACCUCUGGCAAGCCACACUUAAUCUCUUCACCACUUAUUAUCCUGACCAAAUGAUGCAAUUCAUUACGAAAUUCUCCAGAGAUUUCUGGGAUUGUAAUCUAACAAAAGGUUCCAUUGUUUAUUAUUGUAAGUGAUUUGUUGUCCUGUCGUGUACAAAUGAAUGAAUGAAAGAAUUUUGCUAAGCUAGUGCUGUUUUCACUAUACAGUGCUCUCGUUCUCCUUGUGAUUCGUAAUGUACCAUUGAUUCAUAUGCAUUCAUAAUGUACCAUUUUGACCUGGUUUUAACCCCACUGAUUAGCAAGUUAGUUAAAAUGGGUCACUGAAUUGUUAAUGCUUAUAGACAUAAUAGUAAAAUUAGUAGAAUUUUUCUCGUCCAAAUAUAUUAGCUUUCAUUUAAAAGUGGAAUUAUUAAGAUUGUUGGUGCAACUGGGUGUGUGAGGUCUUACAUUGCACUCUAUACUAAAGCCUGACAGAAUGAACAAGUUUGAAGCCACUGGACAACGACGGGUACUAAGUCAAAAAAAAAAAAAAAAUCAGGCUUCCCCUCUUGACUUAAUAACAAUUCUGUAGUCUGUUUUGCAGGAAUGCUGGUAUAACUCAUACUGCUUUUUCUUAGGUGUGGGGUUUCCUUAAAAUCCAGACCAAAUUCAUUAAUAUAUAUUUACAUGUACAGAAACCUGGAAUCCUUUUAUCAGAAAUGAUUGAAUUUGCAUUAGAAAUGAAUGCUGCUGCAGUAUGUUCUUCACAGGGAUCUCUGUGGCUGCUUCAACAUGUCUACAGUUUAUAUCGAAUCGAUUAUAUAGCUGGGUGAAUUGCGUGUAAUGGAUGAUAAAAAAAAACUCUUUCAACACUUUGAAUAGAAUUUCACCAGUGUAACCCUUAAAGAAUAUCUGGGCAUUACUCCAAGAGAGUUUGUUGGCAGCUUUAUAUUCUGUUUUAAGUGUAAUUAAAAAUUUGUCAUUUUGGCUUGACUUUAUCUAUGAAUUGCUAGCAGGCAUAUGCUUACACCAGGCUUACAGAUUUAACUAAGUUUGUCACAUGUUUCUGUUUAGUCAUAUUAUUUGUUUAGUCAUAAUAUGGUUUACAAAGAGUUAUCUGAUAAUUGAAUGCCUUUUAGGAUAAAUGGAUAAAUUUGUGGUUGAAAUUAUUAAUUUAUUGUCAUUUUAUUUUUCUAUUCAAAAUAUAAGAAUAUGGUUGU